UCUCUCAAAAAACAAAUCGAACACCUUCGAGUUAUUGUUAUUUCAAAAAAUGGACAAUAUGGCUUUAUCAAUGGAUAAUGUUGUUAUGUCCAAUGAAGAGGAAAUUUCUAUGAUGAAAGUUAUGCACCUUCCUUGUGGUUUAUUCCUUAACAUGGUAUUAAGAGCUGCCAUUGAACUUGACCUAUUUGAGAUUAUAGCAAAAUCUACUACUCAAAAACUAUCUUCUUAUGAAAUUGCAUCUCAAAUUUCCACAAAAAAUCCUAAUAAUGCCCCACUUAUUCUUGAAAGGAUUCUAAGAUUUCUUGCUAGUCAAUCUUUUCUCACAUGCAACAUUACAAAAGAUGAUGAUGGAAAUAUUCACACAUCAUACAAUUUGACUCCAUUGAGCCAAAGUUUAAUCUCAGAUAAAGAUGGAUCAUCAAUAGCUCAUUUUUUACUACUGGCUACUGAUCCAAUUGCUGUUAAUUCUUGGUUUCAUUUGAAAGAUGCAAUACUAGAGGGUGAGAUACCAUUCAACAAGGUCCAUGGGGUGCAUGCAUUUGAAUACCAUGGAAAAGAUAGUAGAUUUAAUGGAGUAUUCAACAAAGCUAUGCAAAACGUCACUUGCAUUGAUAUGAAGAGAAUUCUUGAGUGUUACAAUGGCUUCCAAGGAGUAAAAGAGGUCAUAGAUGUGGGAGGUGGACUUGGAAUAUCAUUAGCUUCUAUAAUUUCCAAGUAUCCUAAUAUCAAGGGUAUUAAUUUUGACCUACCCCAUGUCAUCAAAGAUGCACCUACUUAUGAAGGCAUAGAGCAUGUUGGAGGAGACAUGUUGAAGAGUGUUCCUCAAGGGGAGCUAAUCCUUCUGAAGGCAAUACUUCAUGAUUGGGAUGAUGAAUAUUGCGUGAAAAUAUUGAAGAAUUGUUGGAGAGCUUUGCCAAAAGAUGGUAAAGUUGUUGUAAUAGAACAAAUGCAGCCAGAAUAUCCAGAGACUAAUCUUAUUUCUAAAAAUUCAUUUUGUGUUGAUAUGUUAAUGAUGACUAUGCUUGAUGGAGGCAAAGAAAGAACAAAGCAACAAUUUGAAGAUUUGGCUAAACAAGCUGGAUUUACUGCUCUCAAAAUUGUGGCUCGAGCAUAUUAUUGUUGGGUCAUGGAAUUGUACAAGUAUUAAUUACCUAUUUUAACUCAUUUAUGCUAUAAUAAUAUUCUUUCUAUUCUGAUUCAUGUGGCACCGUUCGGAUUUCGAGAGUCAAAAGCUUUUAAUUUUGAUAAUGAUUAAUUAACUUGGAUAUGAAAUCUUUAAAUUUACAUAUUUGAAAACUACGUAAAAAGCACCAGAUAAUUCAAAAUUUUCAUAAGGUAUAUGAAAAAAAUCGUGUUAAUUUGACUCUCGAAAUUCAAAAAGUGUCACAUAAAUUGUGACGGAAGGAGUAGAAUAAAAAAGUUAAUUAUUUUAUGUAUUUGCUGUCUAUUUCCAAUUAUUUUUGGUUGUUCUGACGUUUUUUUUAUGUAAUAUGAGUUUCCAUGAAGGUCCUAACAUUAUAAAGGACUCUAAAUAUAUUUACCUUGGAA
Messenger RNA from Solanum dulcamara, 1548 nucleotides. RefSeq names its product myricetin 3-O-methyltransferase 3. The record is from RefSeq and is a predicted model, not a curated record. Gene Ontology annotation, biological process: methylation. The coding region runs from base 50 to 1147 and encodes 365 amino acids. The transcript is spliced from 4 exons. NCBI's taxonomy places the organism in Eukaryota, Viridiplantae, Streptophyta, Magnoliopsida, Solanales, Solanaceae. Gene Ontology annotation, molecular function: O-methyltransferase activity; protein dimerization activity; S-adenosylmethionine-dependent methyltransferase activity.